This is a messenger RNA of Chiloscyllium plagiosum (whitespotted bambooshark), 663 nucleotides long. NCBI's taxonomy places the organism in Eukaryota, Metazoa, Chordata, Chondrichthyes, Orectolobiformes, Hemiscylliidae. The record is from RefSeq and is a predicted model, not a curated record.
UUUUUUGCUAGUUUUGUUGAUGUAACUAAAAAUUUGUUUUUGUUUCAGUUAUCAUUUUCCCAGGAUAAUUACUUUACAGAUAAAAGAAUUCACGAAGAAGAAGCUGCUAAUAGCACACAACAAAGGCGACAAAUAUUUAGAGGAAAUAAGGAUGGAACUGGGAGAUCCUCCAAUAGUCGGCAGAGCAGUACUGAAAAUGAGCUGAAGUGGUCAGAGCCACGUCCUUGGAGCAGUACAGACUCAGAUAGCUCAAACCGCAAUCUGAAACCAGCAAUGACAAAAGCUAGCAGCUUUAGUGGAAUUUCUGUACUGGCAAGAGGUGAUAGCUCUGGUAGCAGCAAAAGUACAGGCAGGCUUUCAAAAGCAGGUUCAGAGUCUUCUAGUAGUGUAGGGUCAUCCACGGGUUCCCUCUCUCGCACCCAUCAACCUCUUCCAGUCACAGCUAUGAGCCAGACUCAUGGUGUGCCAGCCGUCUAUUCAGCUGUCAACACUAGUAAUUCUCUUUCCUUUGAUGGUGGCAUGAGUGGGCAAGUGAUUCCUACUAGCACUAGCUUCUUUUUGCUUCCCUUGGAAGCUGCAGGCAUACCACCUGGCAGUAUUCUCGUGAACCCUCAAACAGGUUGGUAUCCAGUGCUGGGAUUUAUUUGAAAUGUUUGUAAUUGG